AUGGAGGCCGCUGACACGACCCCGAAGCUGGGUCUGGACGACAAGGCAGCCCAGCGCUUUGCUGCGUGGUACAAGUCCUUGCCCGACGCUCCAGGAACGAUAAGGAUCUUCGACCGCAAGGACCUGUGGACGGUGCACGGCGAGGAUGCGCUCUUCGUCGCGAAGCGCUUCUACCGCACCACCGCGGUCGUCAAGCACCUCGGGGGGGGGUCUGACUCGGGCCACCCCUGCGUGACGCUCAACCGCACCCUCCUCGACACCGUCCUCCGCGAACUCCUCAUCGAGGGCUCCGACCACCGCGUCGAGGUCUACGAGGGCUCCGGCAACGCCUGGACGCGCGUGAUCGAGGCGUCUCCGGGCCGCCUGGCAGCGCUGGAGGACGCAGGGCUGCUCAGGGCGGGCGACGGCGGCGCGGCGGGGACGCCCGGGGCCGCCGGGAGCGCGGGGAGCCCCGUCGUGGCCGCGGUCGCGCUGCACGUCGGCGCGGGGGAGCGCAAGCUGGGCGUGGCGUUCUGCGACGCCGGCGAGCGCCGGUUGGGGGCGUGCGAGUUCGCGGACGACGAGCACUUCUGCCAGCUCGAGGCGCUGGUCGCGCAGCUCGGGCCGAAGGAGUGCGUCGUGUCCGCCGCGCUGCCGGACACGCUGGACGUGCGGCGGAUGCGCGAGGUGCUCGAGCGCAGCGGCGGGCUCGUCACCACGGCGCCCAAGGCGACCUUCAGCGCGGCCAACGCCGAGGACACCGUCGCGAAGCUGUGCCGGGACUCCGGCGGCGCGGUCGGCGUCGAGCAGCACCGCCCCGUCCUCGACCGCCCCCUGGCGACCGAGGCGCUGUGCGCGGUCGUCGCGUUCCUUGACUUGCAAGCCAGCGCGGGCGGGCGGCGCUACACGCUGGGGCUGCACGACCUGAACCGGUACAUGCGACUGGACGGCGAGGCGCAGCGCGCGCUGAACGUGAUGAAGACGCGCACCGACGCCAACGACAACUUCUCGCUGCACGGCCUGCUGGACCGCGCCAGGACCCCCAUGGGGAAGAAGCUGCUGCGCACGUGGCUGAAGCAGCCGCUCCUGGACCUGGAGGAAAUCGGACGCCGCCACGACGUCGUGGAGGCCAUCGUCACCGACUCGGAGCUGCGUUCGAUCCUUCGCGACACGCACAUGCGCGGGGUCCCCGACAUCGACCGGCUGUGUCGCAAACUCGAGCGGCGCAAGGCGACACUCGCGGACCUGUGCCAGCUGUACCGCGCGUCCUCCAAGGUCCCGCUGAUCGCGGACGCGGUGCGCAACGCGGCGGAGGGCGGCGCGGUGGGCGCCGAGGCCCUGGUGUCGCGCUUCGCGGAGCCCCUGGAGCGGGCGCACGGUCGGGAGCACCUGCAGAAGUUCGAGGCGCUCCUGGAGGCCGCGGUGGACCUCGACAAGAUCCCGGAGGAGUACGUCAUCUGCCCCAAGUACAACCGCGCGCUGCAGGAGAUCGCCGACGAGAAGGAGCAGGUGGAAGCGGAGAUCCAGCGGCUCCUGGAGGCCGCGGCGGGCGACCUGAGCCUCGUCGUGGACAAGGGCAUCAAGCUCGAGUGGCACAAGGCGAACAACGUGCGGACGCGGUGCUUCCGCAUCACGCAGAAGGAGGAGAAGGCGUGCCGCAAGCGCCUGCAGUCCGGCCCGUACGUCACGCUCGAGACGCGCAAGGACGGCACCAAGUUCACCAACCCCGGGCUGCGCAAGGCAGCGCUGCACCUGCAGAACCUGACCGCGGGGUACGAGAAGCACCAGAAGGAGAUCGUGGACCAGGUCGUGGAGGUCGCCGCGACCUUCGUCGAGGUCUGGGAGGGCGUCGGGUCGGUGCUGGCCGAGCUGGACGUGCUCGCCAGCUUCGCGGAGGUGUCCGCCUGCGCCCCGACGCCCUUCGUGAGGCCGGACAUGCGCCCCGCCGACGACGGCGACCUCGUGCUGAAGGGGUCGCGGCACCCGUGCGUGGAGGCGCAGGAGGGCGUGGAGUUCAUUUCGAACGACUGCGUCAUGCGCCGGGGGGAGUCUUGGUUCCAGAUCAUCACGGGGCCGAACAUGGGCGGGAAGUCGACGCUGAUCCGCCAGGUCGGCGUGUGCGUGCUCAUGGCGCAGGUGGGCUGCUUCGUGCCGUGCGCCGAGGCGCGCAUCCCCGUCCGCGACGCCAUCUUCGCCCGCGUCGGGGCGGGGGACUGCCAGAUGCGGGGGGUCUCGACCUUCAUGGCCGAGAUGCUGGAGACCGCGUCCAUCCUCAAGGGCGCGUCCUCGCGGUCCCUCGUCAUCAUCGACGAGCUCGGCCGCGGCACCAGCACCUACGACGGCUUCGGGCUCUCGUGGGCUAUCAGCGAGCACCUCAUGACGACGAUCGGGUGCCCGACGCUUUUCGCCACGCACUUCCACGAGCUGACUGCGAUCCAGGGGCCCGUGGGCGUCGCGAACCGGCACGUCGCCACCAGCGUCGACAAAGAGACAGGCCGGCUGACGAUGCUGUACCAGGUCCGCGACGGCCCGUGCGACCAGUCGUUCGGCAUCCACGUCGCGGAGUUCGCGUCGUUCCCCGCCGAGGUCGUAGCCGCGGCGCGUGCCAAGGCCGCCGAGCUGGAGGACUUUUCUACCGCGGGGCCACCGCUGAAGCGGGCGCGCACGGACGGCGACGCCGAGGGCGACGCGGACCGCGCGGCGGGGCUGAAGGCGGCGCGCGCCGCGGUGGCGGAGUUCCGGGCGCUGCCGCUUGCGGACGCUGCGCCCGGGGACGUGGUGGCCAAGGCGGGGGCGCUCGUGGAGAAGCUGCGCGAGAGCGCGAAGGACUCGCGGUGGCUCGCUGCGCUGCUGGAGCCCGCGGCGCAGGCGUGCUGA
Messenger RNA from Pedinophyceae sp. YPF-701, 2856 nucleotides. The record is from the annotation of a GenBank genome assembly. Lineage: Eukaryota; Viridiplantae; Chlorophyta; Pedinophyceae.